This is a messenger RNA of Candoia aspera, 3876 nucleotides long. It is a transcript of the gene SIRT5, whose product is annotated as sirtuin 5. Lineage: Eukaryota; Metazoa; Chordata; Lepidosauria; Squamata; Candoiidae. Gene Ontology annotation, molecular function: protein-malonyllysine demalonylase activity; protein-succinyllysine desuccinylase activity; histone deacetylase activity, NAD-dependent. The record is from RefSeq and is a predicted model, not a curated record. Gene Ontology annotation, cellular component: nucleus. The transcript has 8 exons. Bases 1131 to 2036 code for a protein of 301 amino acids.
UUUCAUAACUGAUACAUUGGUUGGCAUCUGGUAAGUCUUGUAAUUCUAGCAUCAUCGGACUUCAGGAUCUCUGUAAUUUGCACAAUUAGCUUUGAGUCAUUUAUCAUGAGAGCAAAGUCCCAGCAGUCAGUUUGAGAGUCUUUAGCUUUUCAGAGCAAUUUGACUAGAUCAGCUAAUGGUUUUUAAACCAUUUCCAUAUCAUGCUAACAAAACUGCAAAGAUGUGUCCAUGUAAAUUACCAGGAGUCAAUCCUGACUCAAAUGUGACUAUAUUAGGCAUUGGUUUAAUAAAAGAAAUCUAAUGCAAUAGAUUAGGUUUUCUAGAAUACAGCACCUGAGUGAUUCUGAAGUAGGAAAAAUCAUGAGAAGAUUUGUAUGCCAAAAUCAGGAAGGAAUAUGAAAAAUAUGGCUGCAAACCAUGAGCUCCGCUAUCACCAGUACACUGACAAGGCAGGGAAUGUGAAUAAUCUUAGCUGAGUAGGUAGACUGCAUGUUGGGGUAGUUGUUAGCAUAAAACCCUUUUAUAAAAGGGUUUUAUAAAAAAUUAAACCUAGUUAGAAUACAAGGGUAUAAUUUAAAAAUACUACGAAUUGCAUUGGACUGGUCCUUCAAUGAGUAAAAUUAGACUUUUUUUGCUCCUGUGAGGAAAAAAAAUACAUUUUGAUAUGUACAUAAACUCUUUCACGGCUUCCAGUUUCAGAUAUUCUCUUUACUUGUAUCAGUCUGAUGAAUAAGCCCUGAAAGGCUUCAACAACUUGUAUGAGCCUGAGGGGGGUUGGCAAAAUGAAGAAAGAGGGCUGCAUAGACUAAUCACUGUGGAACAUUCUAUCACACAAGAGCCAACAUGAGAAGCAAUGUAUUGUAGUACAUUUCAUUGUGCUCUGAACAUUUUUAGCACUAGAAUGGAAGAGUGCUGCCCUUCUGCUUGUUAUGCAACUCAGGAUGUGGGUGAUUUAUUAGAGUGGUAUUUACUAUGCUAAUCACAAUGAGAUACAUCCAGGAUAAAUGCAGGCAAAUAUCCUGACUUGCCUUUGAAGCUACAAUAGAAUUUGCUGUUUUAUUUCAUCAGGAAGAUAUAUCAUACUUUUCCAUUUAACUCUUUUCAAUGUCAUAGCAGUAUACAGGAUCCUAAUGAAGCUUUUCCACCUUACCACGAGGAAGUUGGUUUCCCAAGUAUAUUGCGGACUGAAACUUGCUCCUGCCAAGAAAGAAAAGACAUGCUUUGAAAUGGCACGACCUAGUUCAAAUAUGGCUGAAUUUCGAGAAAUAUUUGCUAAAGCAAAACAUAUAGCUAUUAUUACAGGGGCUGGAAUCAGUGCAGAGAGCGGUGUUCCAACUUUCCGAGGUGCAGGAGGCUAUUGGAGGAAAUGGCAUGCUCAAGAACUGGCUACUCCAGAGGCUUUUGCAAGAAAUCCCUCCAGGGUGUGGGAAUUCUAUCAUUACCGCAGAGAACUAAUGAUGACCAAACAUCCAAACCCAGCACACCUUGCCAUAGCAGAGUGUGAGGCCAAGAUAAGCAAGCAAGGCAGGAGUGUUGCGGUCAUCACCCAGAACAUUGAUGAGCUCCACAAAAGAGCAGGCACAAAGCAUGUUUUAGAAAUUCAUGGUAGCUUAUUCAAAACCCGAUGCACCAGUUGUAGAAAUGUGGUGGCGAAUUACAACAAUCCAAUUUGUCCUGCUUUAGCUGGAAAAGGUGCUCCAGAUCCUGAUACUGAAGAAGCUGCUAUUCCUGUGGGAAAUCUCCCUAGAUGUGAACUGUGCAAUGGCCUCUUGCGCCCUCAUGUUGUAUGGUUUGGAGAAACGUUGGAUUCUAAUAUCCUUACAGAGGUUGAAAAAGAACUUGAGAUGUGUGAUCUCUGUUUGGUGAUUGGGACUUCUUCUGUAGUAUAUCCUGCUGCUAUGUUUGCUCCUCAGGUAUCUGCCAGAGGAGUGCCCGUUGCAGAAUUCAACAUGCAAAGCACUCCAGCAACAGAUAAAUUCAGAUUCCAUUUCCCAGGUCCUUGUGGUACUACACUGCCCCCAGCCCUUGCUUGUUAAGAAACUGGGAUAAUCUCUUGAAUGUUUAUGAGAAGUACAGAGAAAAACUAUAAUUGCUAAUUUCGGUAAGGGUGCAAACGUAAGAGGAACCUGUUCUCUUUUAGAAAAAACCUUGCUUGAAACUGAACAAUGGAAUCUGAAGAUGACAGUGAACAAGAUAAAUCAUGAUUCUCAAUGAAGAUGAGCAACAGGAAUGAGCAGUGGAGAAGAAUGAUGAUGGACAGAGACAUGAAAAGUGGUUAUAUCACUAUUGAAAAAAAUUAUGUGAAUUGAAUGUAUAAAUAUACAAACUGUUCAAACAUGGUGAAAAAGAUAUUUCUACUCUCAAGUUUCAAAUUGUAUCUUGGGUAAGUGUCAAGCAAAAGAGGAUGUUACCAUUAUUGCACAUUUCACAAAAUUAUUUUCUGAAAACAAGGGUAAAACUGAAAAAUGUAAGAAUAAGCUAGCUUUUAAUAUAGGCUACACUCCAGUACUUUGCAGGAAAUCAGUAAAACAAAAGUACUCGUUAUCAGAUGAUGUGCUCGCUAAUAGAUUCAAGAUUGAGAGCAGUAUAAGAAAUAGUAGAUUAAUAGCAUCCAUUUGCAUAUAGUUGCCUACUUCCUUUUCACUUCCAGAGUUGAAUGAAUAUAUGUUUGAACUUGCUUAAUUACAGCUUUAAUUCUUUGCUGUUCUAAGGCACUAAAAUAAAUUAAAUCAAUGCCUUUUUAAAUUGAUUACUACUGUUUUCUUUAUCAAAAAGUGAGGCUGUAUUACCACUCAUGUUAGCAGGUAGUAGAUAGUAGACUGAUUUUAUUUACUUCUGCUGCUUGUUACAGUAACACCGAUAAAUACAUUGAAGGGGAAUGAGUUUGGUAUAGAAACACUUUGAAGCAAAAGUAGCUGUCCUAACAGCCAGGAACCACGCUGAGACAAGGAAUAGGUCUCUAGUGUUUAUUACUGCUACAUUAGACAGAAAAUCCUAACAAACUGAAGAAGUGUGGGAAAAACCCAGACAUAUAAACCCCAAAGGUUAAGGCGGGCCCGAUAUGUGUCUCUUUGAAUGGCUACCUAAUUCCUCAGUACUACGCAUGCGCUUUACAGCCUGGAUGGGAGCCCCCUGCUCGCCAUCCUUACUCAUGACAUCAGCAUUCUUUUGAUCCCAGAUGACUUCAUAGGCUCCAUUUUAUACUUUAAUAUUCAGGUAUAGGUUAGAUUAAAUGGAAAGCAGUGCUUAUCAGAGUUCUGCUUGUGCUGCAGGAAAGAACAGAGAGGUAAUUUUCAAUAUGCCUGUUUUGUGGCCCUAGUUCCUCAUGAAAAGCUGCUCUGGAAUGUGGGAAAACAAGCAGCAAGGGGGCUCCCUGCCCAUUCCUCCACUUGGGGUGCUCUGCUGGCUUCUUCCACAGUAGCCAUUCUGAAUGCCUGUAAUGUCAUGCCUUUUUAUUGAGAUGCCAUUAGUCAAGUUUGUUCCCCUCUCCUUUUUAGCAAUCAGUUUGGCUGUGUGAACUGGAAAGAAAAUAAUAUUUUUCAAAUCCUAAAGCUGGAGGGGUUCAUUUAAACCAUUGAGUCCAACUGGCUGCUCAGUGCAAGAAUCCAAGUUAAAGCACUCCUGUCAAAUUGCUAUCUAGCCUCUGAUCGCAUCCACUAGUUCUUUGGGUUAUUACAACUUUAUUGUGGUCAAUGACCAGUCAUGUGUGACAAAAAGUCAUAAAAAGCAUAAAUAAAUUUUCAGAGUUGUAAAUCCUAAAAGACUGUAUUUUCCUAUGUAAAGCAAUGACAGCUGUAAAAAAUGUGCCUCUUGGAGAUGUUUAGGUUUGGGUCUGAUAAUAUAAAGCAAAUAAAAUCAUGCUCAGAACAAGUGGAA